Lactuca virosa is the source of this 816-nucleotide messenger RNA. Lineage: Eukaryota; Viridiplantae; Streptophyta; Magnoliopsida; Asterales; Asteraceae. The record is from the annotation of a GenBank genome assembly.
AUGAUGGUAGCGAGAGGCUGUUGUCUCUUCAACAAGUGCUACAGGGGGAAUUUUGAAGGGGAUCUUCAGUAUCACGAAGUCCCUCAAGUAGAGACGCUAUCGGUUCCAACCAAAGUUGGCCCUGUUUUUAAGGGUGAUAUUCCUCAUGUCGAGGCGGGGGUCAGAGCUGUUUCUCCGGUUAGGGGAUCAGGUGUGGUUAGCGGCCAAGUCGUCUCCCGACGUCGGUCCGCUGCUGCGGAUUGCGCUCUUGAGGAGGAUGUCAGUGAUAAUACUAUUGGCAGGCGUUUGCAUCGGAAAUGCAACAUCGAUCCUUUGUUCGCUAAGUCACCCAUUGUUAUUGAGAUUGUUGAUGGUGACGAUCCGCAAGCAAUGGAGACAGUGGGUUUACGUCGGCUGGGAGAGCCAGGCAUUAUGGGCACUCGCUCCGUCCUGACCUCGGUUUCAGGUAAUGCCCCGUCGGCGACAGAUCCUUCGUCUUCGGUUGCUCCUGGUGUGUAUCUCCCGAGUGAGUUCACGCUUGGGAUUUGUCGUGUGAAGGCCGCAUAUGUGGCUGUUGGUAUAGAGAGGGGGAAGCAGAUGGCACAAGUGUGGUCGGCUGGCAGCGGUCCUGGCUCGUGCGAUCCGGACGCUACAGAACGGUCUGUUGAUAUAAUGCAUGCUGCCAUCAGGGAUUUUGCCAAGACGGGCUUCGUGUCCUAUAUCCAUUUGGGUGAGCUCAGCCUUGCUAAUCUUCGCCAACUAUGCUCUGAAGAGGAGGAACUCGUUUCAGAUGGUGGUGCUGACGGUGCUGCCUCGACUCAACCUCGCCAGGGUUGA